CUCCAGUUUGCCUGUUUCCUGGUUCCUGUUUGCUGCCUCCAGUUUGCCUGUUUCCUGGUUUCUGGCGUAAGCUGUAACAGCCUUGCCAGGCGAUGGCGCCCAAGAUCCAUGUAAACAACCAGGCUUCAUUGGCUCAGUCCUUGUAAAAUGGAUUACCAGUUUUGCCCCUUUUAUAUUAGUUCCUUUACAAUCCUAUCGCCCCCAAAUUGAACAGUUAUGUUCAAUGUGUUUAUAUUAGCAUGUAUUAUUUUUCAAGGGUUACAGUUUUGAUGCAGCCAUUUGUAUGAGAUAUUUGGUGUGAGAUCUGUUUUUGGCGCCACACAAAGUCUAAACAAACAACAUAAUCAGUGGUAAAGUUUGAGUAGCAUCCAAUUACUGGUAAGGAGAUUGUUGGCAGAUUAGUAGGGAGCCAUGGCUGGUCCUUCAUCUUCAGUGGUGCUGAUGAGAGUAUCCCAGUAGCCCCGCCCACUCAGAAAGAGAAAGAGAAAGAGAGAGAGAGAGCGAUGCGAACAUGCUGCUCGUCCAGACGCGACCGGACCAGUUUGGACUGUACUCCCUACUGCAACUCUCCAUCUGUUCCCCACCAAAUUUGCCAAUAGGCUGAUGAAAAAACAAACAAACAAAAAAACAAGAGGAUUUUAUUUUGUGGAAUUUUGCCAGUGAUUGAGCUCAUCCAUGAACUGGGACACGGUGAAAGAACUCGUAGUAUAGUCGUCGCCUUGCAACUCCUAUCUUUGACAUGUGUGCAUAGCCACAAAAAGCCAUUUGGCAACAGCUUGCACGGGAAGUAAAUUUUCCCGCCUUUUUUUUGUUCUCUUAAUUUUUUUUGGGGUGCACAUUUGUUUUUGUUUUUUACAUCAGCAAUGGCUGACAGUAAUGCAGAAUGCAAUAUCAAGGUGUUGUGUCGUUUUCGUCCACUCAACCGUUCGGAAACCCUCCGUGGAGAUAAGUUCAUACCGAUAUUUCAAGGGGACGACACCGUCAUCCUUGGGGGGAGGUCCUACGUGUUUGACCAGGUGUUCCCCACCAACGCCACCCAGGAGCAGGUCUACAACACCUGUGCCAAGCAAAUUGUCAAAGAUGUUCUGGGUGGCUACAACGGCACCAUCUUUGCCUAUGGCCAGACCUCCUCUGGAAAGACACACACGAUGGAGGGAAAGCUCCACGACCCCCAAGGGAUGGGCAUCAUUCCCCGGAUUGCCGAAGACAUCUUCCAUUACAUAUUUGCCAUGGAGGAGAACCUAGAAUUCCACAUCAAGGUAUCCUACUUUGAGAUCUACAUGGAUAAAAUCCGUGACCUGCUGGACGUGACAAAAACCAACCUGUCCGUGCAUGAAGACAAACACAGAGUUCCUUACGUGAAGGGAUGCACAGAGCGCUUUGUCACAAGUCCCGACGAGGUGAUGGACGUGAUAGACGAGGGAAAGGUGAAUCGCCACGUCGCCGUCACCAACAUGAACGAGCACAGUUCCCGCAGUCACAGCAUCUUCCUGAUCAGCAUCAAACAGGAGAACGUGGAGACUGAGCUCCAGCUUAGCGGGAAGCUUUACCUGGUGGACCUGGCCGGGAGUGAAAAGGUCAGCAAGACGGGGGCAGAGGGAGCGGUGCUGGAUGAAGCCAAGAACAUCAACAGGUCCUUGUCGGCCCUCGGCAACGUCAUCUCAGCUUUGGCCGAAGGAACGAAGCCUCAUGUGCCGUACCGUGACAGCAAAAUGACGCGCAUCUUACAGGACUCACUCGGGGGGAACUGUCGCACCACCAUGUUUAUCUGCUGCUCUCCCUCCAGCUACAAUGACACAGAGACCAGGUCCACGCUCAUGUUUGGCCAAAGGGCAAAGACCAUCCGGAACACUGUGACGGUGAACCUUGAGCUGACGGCCGAGCAGUGGAAGAGGAAGUACGAAAAGGAGAAGGAGAAGAACAGGUUGCUGAAGGAGACCGUGCAGAAGCUGGAUGCUGAGCUUGGCUGCUGGAAGAAUGGCGAGAUUUCCACCAUGUUGGAUCAUGAUGAUCAAAGGUCAGAGGAGGAAGAGGACUUUCUGCUACCGCCGCCACCUGACUGUGAGGAACCGGUGCUGGAUAUCUGCAGCCCUUGCUCCCUCGCCUCCUCCAUUGUGGUGCAUAUCUCGGAGGAAGAGCGUCACAAGUACGAGGAGGAGAUCCGGAAGCUUUACAAACAGCUGGAUGACAAGGAUGCUGAGAUAGACUACCAGAGCCAGAUGGUGGAGAAGCUGAAGGAGCAGAUGCUGAAGCAAGAGGAGUUCCUGGCAUCUUCCAAGGGUGAUGGCGAGCGGGUGCAGUCGGAGCUCGGCAGGCUGCAGUCGGAGAACGAGUGCGUCAAGACGGAGGUGAAGGAGGUGCUCCAGGCCCUGGAGGAGCUGGCGGUCAACUACGACCAGAAGUGCCUUGAGGUGGAGGAGAAGAGCGUGCAGAACAAGCUGUUGGCUGAGGAGCUCGCCAAGAAAAUGGCUCGCCUCAUGGCGUUGGAGGUGGAGCUCUCCCGCCUUCAGGAGGCAAGCCGCCACCAGAGAAAACGCAUUGCAGAGGUCCUCAACGGGCUGAUGAGGGACCUGAGCGAGUUCAGCGCCAUCGUGGGCAACAGGGACAUCAAACUGUCCAUUGAGUUCUCGGGUGUCAUCGAGGAGGAGUUCACGGUCGCCAGGCUCUACAUCAGUAAGCUUAAGUCGGAGGUGAAGUCCAUGGUGAAGCGCUGCCGCCAGCUGGAGAACCUUCAGACUGAGUGUCACCGCAAGAUGGAGGAGACGGGCCGAGAAAUGUCCUCCUGCCACCUCCUCAUUGCCCAGCACGAGGCCAAGAUCUGCUCGCUCAGCGAGUACACACACAACAUGGAGAGGAAGAGGAGACAGUUGGAGGAAAGCUACGACUCUCUGGCAGACGAGCUGGACAAAGUCCAAGUUGGAGAGGCCUUUGCACAGUUGGCCAGGAGGGAGAAUCACUCAGUCCAGGAAUCCUGUGACAUCCAGAAGUUUCUGGAGCAGCAGAUGGAGUCGCACCGCGCGGCGCACAGCAAGCAGCUCGGCCGUCUGCGAGACAAGAUCAAUGAGCAGCAGCGGCUCAUCAACGACUUAACAGACUGCAACCAGAAACAAGAGCUGGAGCUGGAGCAACUGCACGGAGACUUUGAGUGUCUCUUGAGCCGAGAGCAUCAAACGAGUCGACAGCUGGAGGAGCUGACAUUCCUCCACGAGCGACACGAGCAAUCCAAGCAGGACCUGAAGGGACUUGAAGAGACGGUGGCUCGAGAGCUGCACACCCUACACAACCUGCGCAGGCUGUUUGUUCACGACCUCACCACUCGAGUGAGAAAAAGUGCAGCGCUGGAGCCUGAUGAUGGUGGAGGAUACAUCACCCAGAAGCAGAAGAUUUCCUUUCUGGAGAACAACCUGGACCAGCUGACUAAAGUCCACAAGCAGCUGGUACGUGACAAUUCAGACCUGCGCUGUGAGCUUCCCAAACUGGAGAAACGUCUUCGGUCUACAGCUGAGCGUGUCAAAGCGCUGGAGGGGGCGCUGAAGGAAGCCAAAGAGGGAGCCAUGAAGGAUCGACACCACUACCAGCGGGAGGUGGAGCGCAUCAAAGACGUGAUGCGCGUGCAAAAUCCCUUUCGUCGCCCUUACGCUGCACACAUAGCCAAGCCUGUGCGUCCUGGCCACCAGUCGCCCACUCAUGCCGUCUUCAUCCAAAGCCACAGCCAUCGCCCUGUCGCCCUGCCGGAUGUUCCUCACAACCACCCACAGGCUCCACUCGCUGCUGCUGCUGCCUCUGCUACGGAACCAGAAAGUGACCACGCUGCUGUUGAAACCAACCAGAACCCGCCUGCCAAGCGCUUGGACCAUCAGAACAACGCUCAGAACUUGCCUCCCGCAAGCCAAACGGACACUGCGGAGACGCUCGAUUCAGAAAAUGGAAACACCACAGACAUCAACGACAACCGCACGUGUUUGAACGUCAACGCCAUGUCCAUGACUGACGUCUGUGACAACCGCAACCCAAGCAAACACAGCAGCUUGAACUCCAACGCCAGCUAGUAGAAAGCCUGCAAGAUGAUCGGCCAUCUGGUAGCUCCAUCCUCACCUGCUGUCAACCCACCUUCAACUUCUUUGGUGCGCCUUCCUGUCCCCUGCUGCUCCCUCUUCUUCUUUUUCUUCUGCUUCUGUCACUUCCUUCCUGGGCGACGUGGCGAGGACUGCUAAACAGAUGUAGAUGUGGAGGUGACCACUGCACGCUGCUGUUUGUCACAGCCUAGUAUGUUUGUUAUUAAUAUUCAUGUUGCAUGCUGACCCAAAAAAACAGAACCCAUAAAAGUGGCAUAAAUCCUACAAACCUUAAAAUUCAGUCUGAUCAUUCCCGACACGUUCAGUUAUCCUGGUCGCUUUUCUUGUAAGUCACGUUAUUUCCAAUAUAUGCUCCAAAUGGGCGCGUCCGUUCGAUGGCAGAAUUGAAUGAAGGGAGUGAACCCUCCUGUCGGUCAUCCACAAUCUUUAUCCCUGGGACUGCCGGCCUGCACCAGACACAGAGUCUUGUUAGAUGCUGGUGAGAAGCGCCACAAAGUAACAACAAUUACAGGCAACGUUCCCUUUAAGGUGCGCGCCUAUGCAAUUGCGCACUGCUCAAGCGUCCUCUGCGCACGGCAAAUCUAUGCCGCGCACAAAAUCAAAUAAAAAAAUAAGCGCAUAACACUUUUCGACACAAGGACACAACAGAGAAAACAGUUUUCGUCAUCAUUUUCAAAUAUUGUAACGUCUGUCGAGACGCUUUGAGGACAUGAAUUCCAUUGAUCACUUUACUGAGCAAAACUCUUCAUUGUCGGCCAUAAACACAUCACCAAAAC
Molecule: messenger RNA, 4852 nt
Organism: Entelurus aequoreus (snake pipefish)
Lineage: Eukaryota; Metazoa; Chordata; Actinopteri; Syngnathiformes; Syngnathidae
Gene: kif5ab
Product: kinesin family member 5A, b
Exons: 30
Coding region: 864-4049 (1061 amino acids)
Biological process (GO): microtubule-based movement
Molecular function (GO): microtubule motor activity; ATP binding; microtubule binding
Source: RefSeq, a predicted model, not a curated record